Maudiozyma barnettii is the source of this 5016-nucleotide messenger RNA. RefSeq names its product aminophospholipid-translocating P4-type ATPase DNF3 (gene DNF3). The coding region runs from base 1 to 5016 and encodes 1671 amino acids. Gene Ontology annotation, cellular component: plasma membrane. NCBI's taxonomy places the organism in Eukaryota, Fungi, Ascomycota, Saccharomycetes, Saccharomycetales, Saccharomycetaceae. The record is from RefSeq and is a predicted model, not a curated record. Gene Ontology annotation, biological process: endocytic recycling; phospholipid translocation; post-Golgi vesicle-mediated transport. Gene Ontology annotation, molecular function: ATPase-coupled intramembrane lipid carrier activity; ATP binding; magnesium ion binding. The transcript has a single exon.
AUGUCUCAGGAUGAAAUUAAACGAAAAAGAGCUGCAUCAUUGAGAACUCAAAUGUUCAAUAAGCAUCUUUAUAAUAAAUUUACUAAUAGCACUAAUAAUAUUCAAGAAGAAAACAAUCAAGGAUAUGAACUUAAUGAUAUAGAAGAAAAUGUAACAGUACCUCCAAACGCUAACCUUGAAGUAGAUGCAUUAUUUGAAGAUGAGGAAGAUGAGGAACACGAUCCCGAAGAUAAUAACAUAUCCCCACGUUUAAUGGCCCAGUUUUGGGAUAUAAUCUUAAAUAGAACUCGUGAAAUGCAUACGAAAGAUGGUAGACAUAUCCCUAUAUGCUUAGAUCAUCUUUCACCACAAUUCGUCCAAUAUUGUUCAAAAAAAUAUGGAGGUCUUCUGAUAGACGAAUGUACUGAUAGACCUUACAUCAAUAAUUCAAUUACGUCAUCAAGAUAUACAAUAUAUUCUUUUCUCCCGAGACAGCUGUAUGCCCAGUUCUCAAAACUAGCUAACUCGUAUUUUUUGUUAGUAUCAAUCCUUCAGAUGAUUCCAGGUUGGUCAACCACUGGUACAUAUACUACAAUUAUUCCUUUAUUAGCAUUUAUGGCUAUCUCAAUGGCAAGAGAAGCCUGGGACGAUUUUUGCCGACAUGUAUUAGAUAAAGAAGAAAAUAAAAAAAUGUGUAACUUGAUAAGGAAGGAUACUACUUGCAAGAAUGAUGAAUAUUUAUCUUCUAUGACUGAUCCGUCAACAAAGAGUAUGAAUAGAGAUGAUAGUAAUAGUAGUUCAGGGGAUAGUAUUGGCUCUCUCAACACAUAUUUUACGAAUUUUGAAUUAUUAAGGAAUAGACAUGGUGUUGACAUAAAACCCGAAAAAUGGAACAAUCUUAAAGUAGGUGAUUUUAUUUUACUUAAACAAGAUGACUGGGUUCCUGCAGAUGUGCUUCUUCUAACAACAGAUGGCCAAAAUGGGGAAUGUUACAUUGAAACAAUGGCCCUCGAUGGGGAAACAAACCUAAAAAAUAAACAUCCACAUCCAGAACUGCAUAAGUUAACAAGUAGUACCUCAGGACUGGCACAUAUUAAUGCACAAGUCACAGUAGAAGAUCCUAAUGAUGAUUUAUACAAUUUUGAAGGUAAUUUAGAACUGCUUGAUAGUAAAAAUAACACUGUAAAGAAAUAUCCAGUUGGUUCGGACAAUGUCAUAUAUCGUGGUAGUAUAAUACGUAAUACUAAGAAUAUCAUUGGGAUGGUAAUCUUCACCGGUGAAGAAACAAAAAUAAGAAAGAAUUCAUUACGUAAUCCUAGAAUUAAAUCUCCGAAGUUACAAAAAGAUAUUAAUUUAAUUAUUGCAUUUAUGGUAAUCAUCGUGAUAUUUAUAUCGUUGUUUUCCUAUCUGGGUCAUAGAUUAGCCAAUAAAAAAUCCACUGACAAGAAUCAGGCGUGGUACUUGUAUCAACAAGAUGCUGGUGUUGCACCAACAAUUAUGUCAUUUAUCAUUAUGUACAAUACAAUGAUUCCUUUGUCACUUUAUGUUACCAUGGAAAUUAUUAAAGUGAUGCAAAGUAAACUAAUGGCUUGGGAUAUUGACAUGUAUUUUGCUGACACUAACACGCCUUGUGAACCAAGAACAGCUACUAUUUUGGAGGAACUGGGACAAGUUUCUUACAUAUUUAGCGAUAAGACAGGUACAUUAACUGACAAUAAAAUGUUAUUCAAAAAAUUCUCUAUUUGUGGUUCUUCUUGGGAACACAGCAUAGCUGAAGAAUCUCAAGAAUCUCCAAUGGAAGAUGUUCGCAAAGUUCCGUCACAUCAAGGUACUGAGAUUGAUGUUAUUUCGUAUGAUGAGUCUAAGAUUUUAGACGAUUUAUCAUUAGAUAAGAAGACAAUAGAGUAUAUUCAUAAUCCAACACUGGGAUAUUUUAAUUCCAUCGAUCAGCCAAGAACUUCUGUUGAUUAUAAGGGGAAUUCAUCCAUAAGAUACGCUGGUCGACCAUCUAUGAGUUCUUUGUAUGUAGGUAAAAGAAACAAUCAGGUUAAAAAGGAAGAAAAUGCUCUUAAAGAAGGUACUAAUUUAGAGUCUGUCGAUGAAAUUAAGAGUUCUUUCGAUUUGCUACGUUUUGUUCAACUACACCCUAACUCUCUGUUUUCUAAAAAGGCCAGAUUCUUUAUUUUAUCUUUAGCAUUAUGCCAUACAUGUCUGCCAAAACCGAUUGAUGAACGCACGCACACCAAUCAUAGUAAUGAUACCAUUGACUAUGAGGCUGCGUCCCCUGAUGAACUAGCCUUGGUGAAAGCUGCAAGAGAUCUAGGUUUUGUUGUUUUUAAUAGGAACGCAGACGUACUGACAAUAAAAACAUAUCCAAAUGGUUUCUCUGAGGAACCUGUCCUGGAAGAUUAUGAGAUUUUGAAUUACAUUGAAUUCAACUCAAAAAGGAAGAGAAUGUCUGUAGCUGUCCGUACACCUGAUCAGCCCGAUAAAGUUUUAUUAAUCUCUAAAGGUGCAGAUAAUGUGAUAUUGGAGCGAUUGCAUAAUAGUGAAUUGGUUCAACGUAAGAUGGAGGAAAUGAAUAAUGCUACUGGAGAGCGUAAAGAAAAUGAAGCCGAAUUAGUUCUUCAACAACGUAAAUCAUUAGAAUAUACUGUAUAUGAAGAUGAGGCACCACGACAAUCAUUGAGAUUAAAAAAUAAUAUAUCUGCUGGUAGAGAUAGUUUGUCAUUGCAAGCUAUGCGGAAGAGUUUAUCAAGGAAUGCAGUCAAUCAAGUGACAGACCCUGAAAUGCCAAUGGGAUCCAUUGACCAGUUCUUAAGUAAAGUUAAUAGGACCAACCAAGAAUUAGGUAAUAUUGUUACGCAGAGUCGAAAAUCGAUGCAUAAGCAGCAACUCGAAAAAUAUGGUCCAAGAAUAACAAUAGACCCUGGUAAACAUGAUCCUCACAGGUUGCCGUCUGAAAUUAAUUAUGUUCAGGAAGCAGAACAUUCGGAUAAAUAUAAACGUAGUAACAUACUUGAGUAUAUCGGAAGCAACGAUUUAAUACUGAAUGACGAAUAUGUUUUGGAAAGAUCGAUGCAGGCUAUCGAUGAAUUUUCAACCGAGGGUUUGCGGACUUUAUUAUAUUCAUAUAAAUGGAUUGACAACGCUACCUACGAAAUAUGGAGUGAUGAGUAUCAAAACGCAAAAACUACGUUAGUUGAUAGAAAAACAAUUAUCGAUGAAGUUGGGAGCCGUAUUGAGAAUAACAUGACAUUACUCGGAGUUACAGCAAUUGAAGAUAAAUUGCAGGCUGGGGUAGCAGAGUCAAUCGAAAAAAUUAGACGUGCUGGCAUCAAAAUGUGGAUGUUAACUGGUGAUAAACGUGAAACAGCAAUCAAUAUAGGUUAUUCUUGUAAAUUAAUACACGAUUAUUCUACAGUAGUUAUUUUGACAACUAGUGAUGAAAAUAUUAUUUCCAAAAUGAAUGUAAUAUCACAGGAGGCCGAUUCAGGGAAUAUGGCACAUUGCGUUUUGGUAAUUGAUGGUGGAACGUUGGCAAUGUUUGAACAGAACCCGACAUAUAUGGCUGUGUUUAUUGAGUUGUGUACAAAGGUUGAUUCAGUUAUUUGUUGUCGUGCAUCACCAUCUCAGAAGGCUUUAAUGGUUAGUAAUAUUCGAAAUACUGACAAAUCUGCUGUGACGUUGGCAAUUGGUGACGGUGCAAAUGACAUUGCAAUGAUCCAAAGUGCUGAUAUUGGUAUUGGUAUUGCUGGUAAGGAAGGUUUGCAGGCAUCUAGAUCUUCUGAUUAUUCUAUCGCUCAGUUUAGAUUUUUAGUGAAAUUACUCUUUGUCCAUGGACGUUAUAACUACAUUCGAACGGGAAAGUUUAUUUUGUGUACAUUCUACAAAGAACUUACAUUUUACCUAACCCAAUUAAUAUUCCAAAGAUAUACCCUCUUUUCUGGCUCAUCUUUAUAUGAGCCAUGGUCCUUAUCAAUGUUUAACACAUUAUUUACAUCUUUACCUGUCCUGUGUAUUGGUAUGUUUGAAAAGGACCUAAAGCCUGCAACAUUAUUGACAAUUCCAGAGUUAUAUUCAUAUGGAAGGCUGUCUCAAGGAUUUAACAUGAAGAUUUUUAUGGAAUGGAUUAUAGAAGGUACGCUAAUAUCUGUUAUAAUCACCUUUCUUAACAUAAUUACAUGGGGAUUUACAUCAUUAACAGAUAAUAGUAUGUACCCACUAGGUGUGGUUAAUUUUACGGCCAUUGUUGCCAUGAUAAAUAUGAAGGCACAAUUUAUUGAGAUGAGAAAUAGAAAUUGGGUAGCCUUUGUAUCAGUUACAUUGUCAUGUGGCGGAUGGUUACUCUGGGUGAUUGCACUUCCAGUUAUCAAUAAAUCAGAUGGUAUAUAUGAUGUUCCUUACGGUUUUAUUCAUCAUUUUGGUAGGGAUGUUACGUUUUGGUGUACCUGUUUUAUAUUAGCUCUUUUACCCAUUACUUUAGACAUUGUUUAUCAAACGUUUAAAAGAACAUUUUGGCCAAGUGAUGUUGAUAUCUUUGCAGAACUUGAAAAGAAGGAUGAAGUCCGGAAAAAGUUAGAAUUAGGUGCUUUUAAUGAAAUGAGACAAGGUUGGACAUGGCCCCAUGAUCCAAAUGCUCUUCAAAGGUAUAAGGAUAAAAUAACCCAUAAGGAGAGCUUGGAGGUAGGUAAUACGGGUGAUGAUGUCGGUAUAUCGGCUUCUCGAGAUAAUAUAUUUGAUGUUGACUUUGCGGUGUUUGAUGAUACCAACCCAUCAACAUCUGGGUCAUUGGAAACUAAUGAUAAACUUUCAACUACAUACUCACAGGAGGAGUAUGAAAUUUUGCCCAGUGGAAAAAUGAUUAAAAGGCAUUUGAAUAUGGAUACUGAAUUUAUUCCAGAUAAUCAUGGCGGUGUGUAUGGUGAUAAAAUAAAAGAUAAAAUUUCAAAAAAACUAGGUUUUAAAAUAAGUAAAGAAACUGAUGAAGAAAUUGAACAUAUAGUCCAAGAAAGAAUGAAGGAUUUAGAAUCAUAG